AAAAAAAAGGGAAGGGGUCAGGUCAGUCUCGGUGCAUGUUAACUCAAUGCACGUUCUCGUCCCUCCCGUCCUUUUCUUAAACUCUUCCACACUUCUCACUCACUCUCUCUAUUAAAAGCUCAUGAACCAGUGACCACUUACUGAGUGAGCAAGUCCGAGUUCUAUCCGAGUCAAACCCCCCCGAGUCAAGUACUAAUGGACGUCUACGGCUUAUCAUCACCCGACCUUCUUCGUAGUAUCGACGACCUUCUCGACUUCUCCAACGACGAAAUCUUCUCCCCUUCCUCCACCGUCGCCUCCUCCGCCGCUUCUUCCUCGGAAAACCCUUUCAACUUCCACGCUUCUCCACCUCCUCCCCCUCCUCCUCCUUCUUCUCUCCUCACCGAUUUCACCCACGAUCUCUGCGUUCCCAGCGACGACGCAGCUCACCUCGAGUGGCUAUCGCGAUUCGUCGACGACUCCUUCUCAUCAGACUACCCGGCGAAUCCCUUAACCAUGACCGUCAGGCCCGACGUGUCAUUCGCCGGAAAACCAAGAAACCGUCGAUCGAGAGCCCAAGCGUCUCCCGUGGCGGCCGGGACCUGGGCGCCGACGCCGGAAUCCGAACUCUGCUACUCCGUCGCGAAACGUAACCCUAGCAGGAGACUGGAAACGGAAUCGACGGCGGCGGAUGGCGGCGGCGGCGGGGGGAGGAGGUGCACGCACUGCGCGUCGGAGAAGACGCCGCAGUGGAGGACGGGACCGCUCGGGCCCAAGACGCUCUGCAACGCCUGCGGAGUUCGUUUCAAAUCGGGGAGGCUCGUGCCGGAGUACAGACCGGCGUCGAGUCCGACGUUUGUGCUGACUCAGCACUCCAACUCUCACCGGAAAGUUAUGGAGCUCAGGCGACAGAAGGAGCAGCUCGAUUCGCGUUUCCAGCCGCAAUAAUAGUUCGCGUUUGCGUCUUUACGGUUGGUUUCUUUUGGAGGGUUUUUGGAUGUCACGGAGUUUGGUGACGUGUCGUAGUCGUGACGGCGAUGGUCACGUGACCAGAUGGAGAGAGCUUAAGGGACUAAGUAUCAUUUAUUAGUUUGAAAUCCAACUCUGCUAAUCACGUCAUUAAUUUUUGUUAGUAGUUAUUCAUUUGAAUUUUUUUUUCUGUCAACUGGUUUUUCGUCUCUACUUAAAAGUUAUAUGCAUUAAAUGAUUUUAUUGGCUGCA
Messenger RNA from Raphanus sativus (radish), 1200 nucleotides. RefSeq names its product GATA transcription factor 4. The coding region runs from base 196 to 927 and encodes 243 amino acids. Gene Ontology annotation, molecular function: sequence-specific DNA binding; zinc ion binding. Gene Ontology annotation, biological process: positive regulation of DNA-templated transcription. The record is from RefSeq and is a predicted model, not a curated record. Gene Ontology annotation, cellular component: nucleus. Lineage: Eukaryota; Viridiplantae; Streptophyta; Magnoliopsida; Brassicales; Brassicaceae. The transcript has 2 exons.